Messenger RNA from Pseudopodoces humilis (Tibetan ground-tit), 7396 nucleotides. NCBI's taxonomy places the organism in Eukaryota, Metazoa, Chordata, Aves, Passeriformes, Paridae. The record is from RefSeq and is a predicted model, not a curated record.
AUGGCGGCGGGGGCCCGGGCGGAGCUGCGUGUGCUCCUGGUGCCCCGCUCGGAGGAGCCGCAGGGAUGGGCGCGGGUGCGGCUGAGCAGAGCCCGGGACGCCCUGGGCACCCUCCUGCUCCCCGGCGGGAUCUGCCUGGAGUCGCUGUGGCCGGGUGGGCCCGGGCGGGCCGGGGGCAGCGUCCUGCCGGGAGCCUGGGCUGACUUCGUGUGGGACAGCGCAGAUGAUGAUGGUUCGCACUCAAACAAGACAAAACUCCUGGCUCUUGGUCAAAACCAUGACCUGUUUGUCUAUGAAUUCAAUGUAGAAGAUGGAGAACACAACCCGAAUUCCCUGCACAGUUGUAAGGAAGAGACGCUUAAAAAGCUCCUUGAAGCUAAAAACAUCAGUCUGCCUUCAAUUUUCUCUAUGAAGAUUCUGUCCUUUGGAAGUAACAAGUGCAAACUUCUGCUCAACCAGUUUAUCCUUGUGCACUUGACCUUUCCUGGGGAGGACUCACCCCCAGAGACCUGUGACUGCUUCCCCCUGGCUCUGCCUCCAGAAGCUGUGGCGAGAGUAACAGACUCCCAGUUCUGCAGGGGGAUCCUGUUCCUGUUGGACAGUGCUGGCUGGAUUUACAUAUUUGGCUGCUCUGAUGGUGCCACCUUAGGGAAGGUCAGCGUGGCCCUGGGAGCUGGGCAGGGGCAGGGCCCAGCCCCUGGGGCUCCCCUGGCUGGCCUGGCAGUGUCCCCUGACCUCAGCACGGCCGUGGUGACCGGCACCUGCCACCGUGCCCUGGCUGUGCAGCUCAACUCCUACUUCAGACAGUUCCCUGAACAUUUGCUCUGUAAGAGGGAUCCAGAAAAUCUUCCAGUGCAGCCUCCAGAGGGGCUGGAUGAGGAUGAGCUGGCCAGUUCUGAGCACAGCAUGGAGCUGCUGUCACAGCCGUUCCGCACAGACAGGUCCUGGAAGGCACAGUUGUCCUCACUGUGGGACAGAGUAAGGAGAAGAAGAACACCAGCUUCUCCAGAUUUUCACUCCAGUCAAGUGAACAACUGGAAUUUGCCUUGGUAUCAGUUUUUUACCCAUCUUGAAGAUCACGAUCCUGCAAUUUGUGAUGAUCCAGAGAGGAUGGUGGCCUUUGUUCCCCGGGCUGUUACGUGGGCGGCUUCCCGGGCGCUCCAAAGCCAGGGCACGGCCCGUGGGGAUGCAGGACAGCAGUGGGCACAGAUCCCCGUGGCAGCACCCCAGGAAAUGGUCAAACUGGAGUGUAAACUGGUGACUGCAGCUAAAGCUGUGUUUGUGGUGCUGGCACAGGACACGGGGCUGUCUCUGGCGCUUUGGGAUUUUGAGUCCCAGGACGUGACGUGUUCCCACUUCGGCAGGAGCAGUGUCUACGUGGAGUGCAGUGCAGAGCUGCCACUGUGCCUGCUGCUGACAGAGCGUGGUCUGUCCCUGGUCCUGUUUGGUUUGACUCAGGAGGAGUUCCUGAGCAGGCUGAUGAUGUUCGGCAGCGCCGCAGUCGUGGAUGCCGUGUGUCACCUCAAUGGCUGGGAGAGGUGCUCCAUUCCCAUCCAUGCCCUCGAGGCAGGUUUGGAAAAUCGCCAGCUGGACACAGUGGACUUGUUUUUAAAAAGCAAAGAAAGCGUUUUCAGUCUGUCUGCACCCUGUCCUGGGCCUGAGCACCCUGGGGAUGGCACCUCCCAGUCCUACCUGAGAAAUUUGGAGGAGCUCAGGCCAGCUUUAAACUUGCUCUGCUCAGCAAUCCAGGACAGUGACAUGGAGCCUCACAGCAAGCAGUUCUCUGAGCAGCUCCUGAGCCUCACCCUGACCUUCCUUACCAAGCAGCUGGAGGAAAUCUUUGUGCACACACAGGAACCUGAUGAAUCCCUGCAGAAGGCUGCAGAUAUUUUAACUGACUACAUCAUUAAACUGAGAAAAUUCCUGAGGAAAUAUCCUCGAGCACCGAUGACUCCGGGGCACACGGCAGCUGACCUGGAUGAAGACCUGCCUGAGAUAGAAGAGAGCCAAGAAUGGGAAAAACUGACACCAGAGGAGGUCAUUGCCGAGGCCAUCCUGAGCAACAAAGUGCCAGAGGCCCAGAUCUUCUUCCGAAGGCAGCAGCAUCCUGCUGAGAGUCUGCAGGAGUUUAUCCAGACGGGUUUGAGCCUGGCCUAUGACUGUCUGCUGAAGGGCAGCACCAGGGAGGCCUCGCAGCUGCUGAGGAACCUGGGCUUCGACGUGAAGCAGGAGCUGCACAAGAUCUGCUUCCACACAGAGGACAAACACGUACGGGAGCUCCUGGUGAAAGUCUUACAAGAAGAAAACUAUUUUUCUGAAAAAGAGAAGAAAAUGAUAGACUUUGUGCAUCAGGUUGAAAGCUUCUACUCAGAAUCCUUCCAGGAAAAUAAAGAGACUCAGUCUCUUUCCAGUUUCAGCAGCUGCAGGAGGCAGCAGCAGGAGCUGUGCAGGCACCAGGCAGUGCUGGGCUCGCAGCUGCGCCGGGGCAGCAGCAGGAUCAGGGUGCUGCUGAGCUGGGCUCUCUGGUGGGAUGAGCUGCUGCAGGAGAUGAUUCUGCUCCCCUGGAAACCUCGCCAAGAACUCAAGACCUGCAGUCCUGAGGCCCUCUGGAUGCACCUGACAGCCCAGCAUGACUGGGUCAGCAUUUGCUCCUGGAUUGAGGAGUCAGAGCCCAGCCAGGCUCCGUGUGGCCGCUCUGCCUGGCCCCCCCUGAGCCCUGACAUCGUUGACAGGAGCACUGUGUGCAGCACCUACAUGAGACAGGACAUCCUGAACAAGCUGGCCAGAAAGGGAAUCUUUGUCCGUUCUGAGCUGGAAGAUUUUGAGCUCUUGCUCCAGAGGCUGUCGUGCCUGGGGGGAGUCCUGCAGAAUCCUCACCCUGUUCCAAAAUACAGCACUGCCAGUGGCCUGGACUUCCAUGGCCAGUUUGUCCUGCACUGCCUGGAGCACAGCCUGCAGUACCUGCUCUACACUUACCUGGACUAUUACAGUUUAACCCCUUCAAGCUGCCCUAUCCUGGAUAACAAGGAGCUGCACGAAGCCCAUCCCUGGUUUGAGUUCCUCGUGCAGUGCCGAGGGGUUGCCAGCAAUCCCCGAGAUCCCAAGAUGAUUUUCCAGGCCAGUCUGGCCAAUGCUCAGAUGCUGAUUCCCAGCAGCCAGGGGGGUGUGAGCAGCAUCCUGCUGGAGGGCAGGACCCUGCUGGCCCUGGCCACCACCGUGUACGGGCCUGGGGGCAUCGACCAGGUCCUUCAGAACGAAGAUACAGAAAAACCUCUGAAGAAAGUUGAUCCCCAGCUCUUAAAAAUGGCCUUGACCCCUUACCCCAAGCUGAAGGCUGCUCUCUUUCCCUCCUGCACUGCUCAUGGAAUUUUGCCUCCUGACAUCUCUCUCUACCACCUUCUGCAGUCAUUAAUGCCCUUUGAUCCCACAAAAUUAUUUGGCUGGCAAUCAACAAACACUCUUGCUGUGUCAGAUGCCUGGAGCGAGCUGCCCCACUUCUCCUGGCCCGAGCUGGUGAGCAGGCACGCCGUGGUGGAGAGGCUGGGCUUCCUCUUCUACCUGCGCCACGGCCGCCCUGCCUUCGCCUUCGGCACCUUCCUGCAGCAGCUGGCCAGGAGCAAAGCCCCCAGGCAGCUGGUCCAGCAGGCAGCACGGGAGGCCCGGCUGGUGGCCCUGUCCUCCUUGGGUGUCCCGUCGGUGGCAGCAGCCUGCGUGUGCUUCCUGGAGCUGCUGGGGCUGGACAGCCUGGGGCUGCGCGUGGAUCUCAGAGCUGCCAGCAGCAUCGGCACCCACAGGAGCAGGAGCGAGGGCUCUCACCACAGCCACAGGGACAGCCUGGCUGAGAAGUUUACAAAGUUGGCUGAUGGUGAAAAAGCAGCAGCAGCAGCAGUUCUGAGCUCCUUGGAGGAGGCCUUCUGGGAUGGCAUUGAGCAGCAAGGAGUAAAGAGGACAUCCAGUGACUCCAGAAGGCAGUGGUCCUUGGUCAUGCAGUUCUGCAGAGUCCAUAACCUGGAGCUGAGCACGUCCUUCCUGAGGGAAUGUGCCAAAUCCAACGAGUGGCUGCAGUUCCUCGUCCAGACCCAGCUCCACGGCCACCAGCCAGCCCAGGUCGUUCCCCUCCUGCAGGAUUUCCCUCCCGUGCUACGAGAUCACCUGCUGCUGGCCCUGGGCAAGCUGCUGUGUGCUGAGGCUGCCCGUGCAGGGAGCGUGUUCCAGGUGCUGCUGCAGUGCCAGGAGGAGCCCAGCCCCUGCUGGCACCUGUUGGCAGAGGGGCUGCGGGCACACGCGCCCAUCCUCAGCGUGCUGGCAGCCUGCUGCCCCGAUGCAAACCCCAUCUCCUGCCUCUGUGUGUGGAUCAUCACUUCUGUGGAUGGUGCCACCAGGGCUGAGGCCACCGCCCACACCCAGAGCCUGGCAGGGAGUCCCCAGUGGGACCUGCAGGACCUCGCUGCCAUCUGGAAAGUCCUCCUGAGGAAGCAAAAGAGUAAAACACUUCUCAAUGGCUUCCAGCUCUUUUUGAAGGAUUCCCCUUUGCUGCACAUCCUGGAGAUGUAUGAACUGUGCAUGAACUGUAAAAAGUACAACGAAGCUAAAACCAAACUGGAGAAAUUUCAGGAAAGCCUCACAGAACUGGGAGCCGCGGCAGGGGCGGCCCCCGAGGUGCCGGGGCCGUGGCUGCGCUCGCAGGCGCUGUUCCUGCUGGAGCUGAUGCUGCAGCAGAGCCGCACCGACUACGAGCUGGGCAAGCUCCUGCAGCUCCUGGCUGCCACAGAGAACCUCCUGCUGGAUGGUCCCCACGUGAAGAGGCUCUGUGCCCUCAGUGAGGCUCUGAGGGACUCCUCCAUCUCCAUCAGCCGCUCCAUCCUGACCUCCUGCAGCCUGCAGGCCUUCCAGGAGGAGUGCAGCUCCAUUCUGGAGCAGCUGCAGGACAAAGCAAUGUUCAGCCUGGCUCGGGAGGUGGCAGCCCUGGCUGAGCUGCCCGUGGACAGCGUUGUCACACACGAGGUUCUGAGAGAUCUACAUCAUUUAAGAGACACUGGACAGUGGCAUCACACCCAGACAAGAGCUGACUUCUGGAAAAAGUGCAACGACACCUUCAGCAAACAUUCCGUCUGCAGCCGAGCCGCAGCGGCGUUCUUCCUCGAGCAGGCCAACAGCGUGUGGGAAUGCCCGGGGCAGGAGAACACAGCCGGCCUGCUGGAGAGGCAGCUGCUGCUGACGCUGGCCGGGCACUGGCUGGCGCUGGAGGAGCCCGAGGUGGCGGUGCCGGAGCUGCAGGAGCUGGAGAAGCGGAUCUGGCAGUGCCGCGUGGCCGAGCGAGCGCUGGCGGCCGAGGGCUCGGGGCAGGGUCCCUGCGGGCCGGGCCGGGAGCUGCCCUUCGCCAGCCUGGCCCGGCGCUUCUCCUUCGCACAGCUGCCGGCGCUGAGGGCGGCCGGGCCCCGCGGCCUGCAGGCUCUGGAGCCCGGGGAGCCCCGGCAGGCUCUGGAGCCCCGGGAGCGAGCGGCGCUGGCCGCGCUGCUGGGAGCCCUGCUGGACGAGGGCAGCGUGCCCGAGGCCGCCCGAGUGUGCCGCUACUUCCAGCUGUGGCCCAGGGACGUGUCGCUGGUGCUGCACUGCCGGGCGCUGGCCUCGGGGGAGGCCGGGCUGGAGCAGCUGCAGCCCGAGGUGCGGGCCCUGCUGGCGGCCAGAGCCGGGACACGCGAGGCCGGCGCGGCGAGCGGAGCCCCCAGCACAUCCAGCCUGGAGGAGUGGACCCCUCUGGGGGCCCCGAGUGGGGACGAUGCCGUGGUGGCAGCACUGAAGGCUCUGGCAGAGGAGUGUGUCCAUGGCAGGGGCUACUGCCGGCAGGUGCUGUGCCUCUACGAGCUCUCCAAGGAGCUGAGCUGUUCCUUUGGGGAGGUGUCGGCGCGGGAGCCGCGGGAGGUGCUGGGGGCCAUCCUGGCCCGGCGGGGGCCGGAGCGCAGCCGCAGAGCCCAGGCCUUCAUCACCUGCCAGGGGCUGUCCCCUGCCACUGUGGCACCACUGCUGGCACAGCAGAUCACCCAGGAGCUGCUGGCCUCGGCACAGGGAAAAGGGCAGAAGCAGGUUUGGAACCCUGCAGUGGAGAGCCAGGCACUCCUGCAGCUUGCCAAGCUGUGCCAGGAUCACACCUUGGUUGGGAUGAAGUUACUGGAUAAAAUCUCCUCUGUCCCCCGUGGGGAGCUGUCCUGCAUCACAGAGCUGCUGAUCCUGGCCCACAGCUGCUUCAGCCUGACGUGCCACAUGGAGGGGAUCACACGCGUGCUCCAGGCAGCUCGGCUGCUCACCGAGGAGCACCUGGCUCCCAGGGAGGAGUAUGGGCUGGUGGUGCGGCUGCUGACCGGCAUCGGCAGGUACAAUGAGAUGACCUACAUCUUCGAGCUGCUGCACCACAAACACUACUUCGAGGUGCUCAUGAGGAAGAAACUGGACCCGAGCGGGACGCUGAAGGCGGCGCUGCUGGACUACACCAAGCGCUGCCGGCCCGGUGACAGCGAGAAGCACAACAUGAUCGCGCUGUGCUUCAGCAUGUGCAGGGAGAUCGGCCAGAACCACGAGGCUGCUGCCUCCACCCAGCUCAAACUCAUCGAGUGCCGGCCCUGGGAGGAGUCUCUUCAGGAUGUUGCAAAUUUAAAGAAGCUGCUGCUGAAAGCUCUGACUCUCUUCAUUGAUGCAGCAGAAAGUUACUCCAAGGACUCGUGUGUGCGGCAGGCGCUGCGCUGCCGCCGCCUGACGCGGCUCAUCACGCUGCAGCUGCACUUCCUGGCCUUGGGCCAGAGCACCAGGAUCAUCAACCUGGGCAGGCAGGACCUGCCUGGAGCCAUCCUGGCCCUGCCCAGGUUCUACCAGGCAGCCAUCCUGGCCGAGGCCUACGAGUUCCUGCCGGACUGGGCUGAGGUUCUGUUCCAGCAGGUGAUCACCAGGGGUGACUUCGUGUACCUGGAGGAGUUCAAGCAGCAGCGGCCACUGCGGCCCAGCCUGUUCGAGGAGGUGGCCAAGAGGGUCCAGCAGCACGCCCCUGCUGACGCUGCCCUGAGGAACCUGAAGCGGUUCCUCACCCACUGCGAGGACAUCUACACCUACUACAGGCUGGCCUACGAACACAAGUUCUAUGACGUGGUGAACUCCCUGCUGAAGGACCCUCAGACUGCCUGCUGCCUCAACGACCUCUUAUCCAACUGAAUUCCAGCCAAAUUCCAGCCCGGAGACGAGCGCAGGGUCAGUGCUGAUUGACACAGAUUUUAUCAGUGACCUGCACCCAGGGCACUGCUGCUCUGCAAAAAUUACUCCAGAAAAAUGGACAGGGUUGUAAAUAUUUAAAAUGCUGAAACUAUUAACCUAAAAUUGUGUUUUGUAUAAUAAAUCUGUUUAUAAAUUA